UCAAGCAAAAAUAUGGAGCCUCAAAGUUGGAGUGUGAAGCUGGCAGAGCCGUUGUCCUUGGGAAGAUACCACAUUUCUGAGGAGUAUGGCUUUCUCCUUCCAAAUCCUCUGGAAGAACUCCCCGACCAUUACAAGCCUUGGAUGGAAACUGCCAAUAGACUUCCUCACUUAAUUGAGAGCCACCAGCUCCGAGCUCAUGUGUACAAGAUGCCUCUCCUGGACUGCAGAUUCCUAAAGAGUUACCGAGAGCAGCGCCUGGCACACCUGGUGCUGGCUGCUAUCACCAUGGGAUUCGUCUGGCAGGAAGGGGAAGCCCAACCCCAAAAGGUGCUGCCAAGAACUCUUGCCAUCCCUUUUGUUGAGGUAUCCAGGACUUUGGGACUCCCACCUAUCCUGGUCCACUCUGACCUGGUGCUGACAAACUGGACCAAAAGGAACCCAGAAGGACCAUUGGAAAUAGGUAACCUAGAGACCAUCAUCUCUUUUCCGGGGGGAGAGAGCCUGCAGGGCUUCAUUCUGGUGACAGUCUUGGUGGAGAAGGCAGCAGCGCCUGGCAUUAAGGCCCUAGUUCAGGGAGUGGAGGCCAUUCGGCAACACAGCCAGGACACCUUGCUUGAUGCUCUGCAGCAGCUGAGACUCUCCAUCCAGGACAUCACCAGAGCCUUGGCCCAAAUGCAUGAUUAUGUAGACCCAGACAUAUUUUACACGGUCAUCCGGAUCUUCCUCUCUGGGUGGAAGGACAACCCAGCCAUGCCUGUGGGGCUGGUCUACGAGGGCGUUUCCACAGAGCCUCUGAAGUACUCUGGAGGAAGUGCAGCCCAGAGCUCCGUGCUUCAUGCCUUCGAUGAGUUCCUGGGCAUUCAGCACUGCAAGGAAAGUGUUGGCUUUCUACACAGAAUGAGGGACUACAUGCCGCCUUCCCAUAAGGCCUUCCUGGAGGACCUCCACUCAGCUCCUUCACUGAGAGACUACAUAAUGGACUCUGGUCCCGGGGGCUGCCGGACAGCCUAUAACCAGUGUGUGGAGGCCCUGGUGGAGCUGCGCAGUUACCACAUCAACAUGGUGGCCAGAUACAUUAUCUCCGCGGCCACCAAGGCCAGGAGCAGGAUGCUGACUCAUGUUUCACCCCAUGCCUUGGAAGACAGGGGCACUGGGGGCACUGCUGUGCUGAGCUUCUUGAAGAGUGUCAGAGAGAAGACCAUGGAGGCCAUCCUGUGUCCUGGUGAUUCGUAG
Molecule: messenger RNA, 1233 nt
Organism: Arvicanthis niloticus (Nile rat)
Lineage: Eukaryota; Metazoa; Chordata; Mammalia; Rodentia; Muridae
Gene: Ido2
Product: indoleamine 2,3-dioxygenase 2
Biological process (GO): 'de novo' NAD+ biosynthetic process from L-tryptophan
Cellular component (GO): cytoplasm
Molecular function (GO): L-tryptophan 2,3-dioxygenase activity; indoleamine 2,3-dioxygenase activity; metal ion binding
Source: RefSeq, a predicted model, not a curated record